AUACACUACACACACAUUUAUGUAGAAACGUUGCGAACCAGACUGUGCUGUUAUUGCGUCCGCUCUGCUUCAGUAGACGCUGCUGGCAGGAUUGAGUAAAAAUCUCAACGCCAGCUCCAAUUUUCUCAUAUUUUCUUUGCGGGUAGCUUGCAUCGCGACAAAAAUCAUUUAAACGAUUCUGAUGAUGUAGACGCAUUGGUGGUGAUUUUUGUUCUUCAUGUGAUCAGAGUGUUGUUUUUUAUUUUUGGUUAAAAUCGUUCUUUCUCGUUUAGCAAACACCAAUGAAGAAUUAGGUUUCAUAUUGGCAAAAUUUGACGUUCUACAACUUAAUAAAUAUGUCAAAAAUGAUGAUCAAAAGUUUUAUUUUUGUAAUUUUUUUUAUUUUUUUACAAUUAUCAAUUGGUGAAGAAACAGUGAAUGCCAAAUUUCCAAAUAAUUCAGCAAGCCAUAAUGUUACUACAGAACCUACUGAUGCUAAAGAAGAAAUAAGUAUUGCAAUGGAAGGUCAAAUAAAACCAGUUAAAAUCAAAAAUGAUAAGCAAAAUAAUAGCCAUUUGAAGACUGUGAAAAGUAAAAUUGUCGCUAGAAAAGGUACUGAUGCAGCCACAUACAAUGAUACAGAAACUAAAGAUUUACAAAUUAAGUCAUCUACACCAGUAAUGGAAAGUGUAGAUAAAAGUAAAUCAUUCGUUGGUACGGAUGUUAAUAUUCGUAAUGCAACUGAAAUAAAAAAUGACUCAACUAAAAAAUCAAUAUCAAGAGUAGAAAAUACGAAUAAAAAUAAAACACUCGUUAAUAAAGUCAUAUCAUCUACUACUGUUAAAGUGGAAAUAGUUAAACCAGUUACUGAGUUAUCAUUUACUAAUAUUGACAUUUUAAGAGAAAAACCUGUUAGGAAAGCUAAACACAAACCUUUAGUGACAAUUGGUGGAAAUGAGGCAGAUGAACCUAUCCCAGCUUCUCCAACUAAAACUUCUCCAUUAGGUAUGCCAAGGAAAAUUGAUUACAUUGUACCUGUUGUAAUAACUAUUACAGCAUUACCUUUAUUGGGUAUUACUUUUUAUGUAUUAUAUAAGCGCGGCAGAGAUUAUUGGGAUAAAAGACAUUAUAGAAGAAUGGAUUUUCUUAUUGAUGGGAUGUACAAUGAAUAAAUUAUUUUAUAUUCAUAUAUUUGUAAAAAAGUAUUUUUGUAAAAAAAGAAUUUGAA
Messenger RNA from Trichogramma pretiosum, 1207 nucleotides. RefSeq lists its product as uncharacterized. Lineage: Eukaryota; Metazoa; Arthropoda; Insecta; Hymenoptera; Trichogrammatidae. The coding region runs from base 336 to 1151 and encodes 271 amino acids. The record is from RefSeq and is a predicted model, not a curated record. The transcript is spliced from 2 exons.